Messenger RNA from Coccidioides immitis RS, 1790 nucleotides. RefSeq names its product MADS box transcription factor Mcm1, variant. Gene Ontology annotation, biological process: positive regulation of transcription by RNA polymerase II. The record is from RefSeq and is a predicted model, not a curated record. The coding region runs from base 181 to 849 and encodes 222 amino acids. Gene Ontology annotation, molecular function: DNA-binding transcription factor activity, RNA polymerase II-specific; RNA polymerase II cis-regulatory region sequence-specific DNA binding; protein dimerization activity. The transcript has 3 exons. Lineage: Eukaryota; Fungi; Ascomycota; Eurotiomycetes; Onygenales; Onygenaceae.
UCUUGAUCCAUCGCGACCUUACCCAAACCUGACAUCCCCAACUGCCAACGCGUUACUCGAUUCGGCGUGCCCUCAUCCUCGCAAACAUCAUACCUCUUUGGGUAUCACUGUUCACUGAAUCAACCACGAACAUCCAUCUUCGACCUUUUAUUUUUAAUUCCACCCACAUUUUCUUCAAUUAUGACUGACAUCACCGCUGUCGCCGAUGAGAACCCUUCUCCAACCCAGGAAGACCUCGUUCCGGGUGGCAACGGAGCUGUCGAAAAUCGAGGCACCAAGCGUCCCCGUCUUAGUACCGCUGAGGACGACGACGACGAUGAGGACAAGCCGGGACGUGAGCGUCGCAAGAUCGAAAUCAAAUUCAUCCAGGACAAGUCCCGUCGCCACAUCACGUUCUCAAAGCGAAAGGCUGGAAUCAUGAAGAAGGCAUAUGAAUUGUCGGUCCUCACCGGUACCCAAGUACUCCUACUAGUAGUCUCCGAGACUGGCCUUGUAUACACCUUCACAACUCCCAAACUACAGCCUCUCGUCACCAAGGCGGAGGGGAAGAACCUAAUUCAAUCCUGUUUGAAUGCUCCGGAGCCUACCAGCGCCGAAAAUGGCGUUGAGGCGCCCGAAGUUCCCUCAGAGACGACCGACGAUGUUUCCCACGCUAGUGUCAGCGCUCAGCAGGCGCAAAUCCCGCGGCCUGGCCCCAUGCAUCCAGGCUAUAUGACCGCCGACCAGCAGCAACAGAUGGCCUACUAUCAAAAUCUCCAACAACAACAGCAACAAGCACAGGCUGGAGGUCAGUAUCCGGGGAUGCCAGUUGGUGGUCGUAUACCUCCGCAGCACCAACCCACAGCUUAAUGUGUUUCUUUACGCUAUCCCCCUCACUGCUGUUUCUAUCAUCUGGCCAUUGAAUACUUGACCCAUAUGUUUAUGUUCAUCCCCUUACUCAAUCCUGCCCCCUUUUAGCACACUUCCAUGAACACUCUCCUUCAUCAUCGUCUCCCAACACUAUCGAGAUCUUUUUUAAAAACCCCCAUCCCCUCCCGAAUAGGCCAAUUCUGUUUUGGAUCGCAUUUACCUGUCCUUAUGCCCAAUUCCUAUACACUAUUUGUUUGAACCCUUUUGCAUUUGUUCGUGGCUUUUGUGUUUCUUGUCUAGCUUUCCGCCCUACCACCACUGGCACUAACUGGCCUCGCAGAAUACUGAAGGACAAAAGACACAAAUCACUCUAGCCUGUUCCGAGUAUUUUACCUCUGGUUUCCUUUUGCGGGUGUUUAGACCUCCAGAGACUUGGGUGUUACUGGUGUAUUCGUGGUGGGAAUUCUGUUUUCAUUUGCUUUUGCAAUAUGUGGUACACUUGCGUCAUAAUUAUAUUUCGCAUCUUAUUUCCUCGGGUACUUCGCUCGAUGCUGCGGUUUUGCACUAGUUACCCCUAAAUAUUUUAUGACCACCUCUGCUCCCGGCUGUCUUCAAUGAUCUCGGUUGAGCUGGGUAAAUCUUGCCUUGAUAUUCAUCCUGCACUGGUAAGCAAUCCACGUGGGAUUCCCUUCCAAAUCCGUUUUUCCCCUUUUAUGAUAUCUGUGUUUUACCCAUGGAAAAUGGGGAAAUAUUUUUCUGCGACGACAUGGGGGUGGAGUUAUGCAUCUCAGUUUUGUUUCUUUCUGCUAUUCUGUUGUAUCAUGUGUUCUAUAGGGCUUUAUCUUCCUACCUGUUAGCUUUCUAUGCUUCAACAUUGCCUUCCGAUGAUGGCUUGCAGAAUGUCAUAGGGAUUCUGUUCAAAAACUCUUUUUUACUCUCCC